ACUUGCAUAACUUCGUCCAGAGUAUCUUCUCUUCCAUUGACCUGCGCGACCGUCAGGGUUCUACAGUCGUGGUUGGUGGAGACGGACGCUACUUUAACCGAAUAGCGAUUGGGGUCAUUGUGCAGAUGGCAGCUGCCAACGGGGUCAGUGACACCAUGUGUGUGGCGUGACUUGACUUUGCUGUGUUUUUGUUUGUGUGUUCGUGCUGCUGAGUCUGCGCAUGGGUGGAUAGAUAGAUAGAUAGAUGGAUAUAAUUUGACAGUUUUAUAUGUAUAUAAAUAUAUAUAUAUAUACACAUAUAUAUGUGUAUAUGUAUAUAUAUAUGUAUAUGUAUAUGUAUAUGUAUAUGUAUAUGUAUAAUAUGUAUAUGUAUAUAUGUAUAUGUAUAAUAUAUAUAUGUGUAGGUAAUUUAUGGACACAUUACCCCGGUCUCCAAUAUACACAUGUUGGACCAUGGGAGUAAACAAUGGCAAGAACACAUACCUCAACCCAGUGUUUUUCAACCUUAGGGUCGCCAGAAAUUUCUGCUGUCAAAAUGGUGUCACAAGCCAAAAAAAAAAAAAGUUGGCAACCACUGACUGAACCCAUGUUGACACUUUGGAAUCUUGACAUUUACUAAAGCUUCCUAGAGCCAGUAGCAUUGUGAGGCUCUUAAAUGAUGGCAUUACUUACUGUACAAAUAUAAGGCCAGGGCAACUAUGUAUAUGUAGCCCUGAACGCAUCUCCUUUUAGCCAGUCUCCUGUCUGCAAAUAGAAACACGAGACCUGUUUGUUUUUAACAUUCUGCCCAACACCAGCUGCGCUUCCUGGGUUUGGAUUACAGCAGCUUUGAGCUUCUGGUACUUUCUACUACUUGUGUAAUGUAUAGGGCAUACAUCGUGGGAUUUAAAAUACAUUCGCAUGCAUUGGAUGCUUUUUUUAUUUUUUCAUGGCACGACCCACACCAAACACUUCCCCGCAUCCUUCCAAAUAUACUCAAAUAUACAUGUAAAUAAUAACCUGGAUAUAAAUACAUGCUCUAAUGACUUGUGUGACAUUUCCUCAGGUGGGCCGCGUGAUCAUCGGACACCAUGGGAUAAUGUCCACGCCGGCCGUGUCCUGCGUGAUCAGGAAAUACAAAGCCAUCGGCGGCAUCGUUCUCACUGCCAGCCAUAACCCCGGUGGACCGGAGGGAGACUUUGGCAUUAAGUUUGACACUGCAAACGGAGGACCAUCCAAUGAGGUCAUCACAGCCAAGAUCUUUCAAAUCAGCAAAACCAUCGAAGAGUUCGCCAUCUGUCCUGGACUUCUGGCCGAUCUGACAACCCUGGGAAAACAGACGUUCGAUCUCGAGAACAAGUUCAAACCUUUCACAGUGGAGAUUGUGGACUCUGUGGAAUCGUACGCUAACUUGUUGAGGAACAUCUUCGACUUUGCGGCCCUGAAGGAGCUGCUGUCAGGAGACGACCACAUCAAGAUACGUCUGGAUGCCAUGCAUGGAGUGGCAGGACCGUAUGUUCGCAGAAUCCUGUGUGAGGAGCUGGGCUGUCCCGCCAACUCUGCCGUCAACUGUGUCCCGCUGGAGGAUUUCGGAGGUCAACGCCCCGACCCUAACCCAACCUACGCUGCAGAACUGGUCGACAGCAUGAGAGACGGACAGUAUGACUUCGGCGCCGCUUUUGAUGGAGACGGGGACCGUAACAUGAUCCUCGGGAAACACGGCUUCUUCGUCACGCCAUGUGACUCUGUGGCCGUGAUAGCCGACAACAUCUUUUGCAUCCCGUACUUCCAGCAUACAGGGGUGAGAGGUUUCGCUCGCAGCAUGCCCACAAGUGCAGCUUUAGACAGGGUAGCCAAGGCAACCAAAAUAGAGCUAUAUGAAACGCCCUCAGGGUGGAAGUUCUUUUCGAACCUCAUGGACGCAGGGCGACUGUCUCUCUGUGGAGAGGAAAGCUUUGGUACAGGUGGAGACCAUAUUCGAGAGAAAGAUGGACUGUGGGCUGUGCUGGCAUGGCUUUCCAUCUUGGCGCUCCGGAAACAGAGCGUGGAGGAUAUUUUAAAAGAGCACUGGAGAAAAUAUGGAAGGAAUUAUUAUACCAGGUAUGACUAUGAAAACAUAGACAUAGAUGCAGCCUGUGAGAUGAUGGAAGAUUUGGAGAUCGUGAUUACCGAAAAGUCCUUCCUGAAGCAGAGAUUCGCUGUGGAAGACAAAAUCUACCAGGUGGAAAAGGCCGACAACUUUGAGUACACUGACCCCAUAGACAGCACCAUCUCCAGGAACCAGGGACUGAGGAUUAUCUUCUCCGAUGGCUCGCGAAUAAUCUUCCGACUCAGUGGGACAGGUAGGGACGGGGCCACUGUAAGAAUCUACAUCGACAGCCAUGAAAAGAAGAUGAUCUUUGAAAACACGCAGGUGAUGCUGGCACCCCUGGCAACCAUCGCUUUAAAGAUUUCCCAGCUCCAUCACAGGACAGGUCGAAGAGGCCCUUCGGUCAUCACGUGAUCUAUCCCAUUCAUCCACCGUGGCUAAUGUAUGUGUGUUUACUUUUGUCUAUAUCAUUUUUUUUUUUGUAUGAAAUGAGCUUAAAUUACAACAGGUUUUGCAUUUUACGCUGAGUUUUUGCUCCAUCUCUGAAGCAUUAAAAAAAGACUUUUGAGGUUUUGUUUACUCUGUUUCUCAUGAUUGAGAAAUAGGACUGGUCUUUCAUAUAAAAAACAAAUAUAUAAUUUACAUCCAAUCAAAA
Cynoglossus semilaevis (tongue sole) is the source of this 2723-nucleotide messenger RNA. Its product is annotated as phosphoglucomutase-1-like. The transcript is spliced from 11 exons. The record is from RefSeq and is a predicted model, not a curated record. Gene Ontology annotation, molecular function: phosphoglucomutase activity; magnesium ion binding. The coding region runs from base 1022 to 2482 and encodes 486 amino acids. Gene Ontology annotation, biological process: carbohydrate metabolic process. Lineage: Eukaryota; Metazoa; Chordata; Actinopteri; Pleuronectiformes; Cynoglossidae. Gene Ontology annotation, cellular component: cytosol.